This is a messenger RNA of Aphanomyces invadans, 2457 nucleotides long. RefSeq lists its product as hypothetical. The transcript is spliced from 7 exons. The record is from RefSeq and is a predicted model, not a curated record. Gene Ontology annotation, molecular function: protein binding. Lineage: Eukaryota; Oomycota; Saprolegniomycetes; Saprolegniales; Verrucalvaceae. Bases 1 to 2421 code for a protein of 806 amino acids.
AUGGCCGACGAGGAUGACGAGUCGCUGUACGCCAUUUCCUUUGAGGACGAUGAAGAAAACGGGCUGUUUGCGCCACCAGCUGAAGGUGCCGUGCAGGUUGUUGACAGCAUUUCAACCACCGAACUCACCGUUCCACCGAGGCCGCAUGGAGGCAUUCGCGCAAAUAGCACAAGCUACAACCAACCGAGCAAUUCAGUGAGCCCUGUACCACUGGUAAAGUGUCAGAGCUUUGACGGCAAGGCCACAGACGACCCGUGCAGCGUUCCGACCAUCAAGUCUACAAGUGACGUGAUUUGGCUCCAACAGUAUGACCCACGCUCAACCUCGCAUUACUACACGAACGCGACGACCGGCGAAUCCACAACUGUAAAGCCUCGGUUCGUGUCGAAAGCCAAGAUUCGCGAUCGUUUUCAUGCUGCCGCCCUCGUCAUUCAAUGCGCCGCGCGCUCACAACGCGCCAGACGUUGUGUCCAAGCACUCCGACAGACUGCACCACUGUCGGCACAAGGGCGCCACCCAGGCGAAAACGCGGUGGACGUUCCAGCUAUAUUGCACGAAGCGUACGUCAGAAAAUGCCGCCACGUGUGCGUUCUACUGGACGACUUGUCGCUUGCGAUAUCCAGCCGCCGCAUCACCCCCACCGCGGACGACACAGAUCUAGCCGCUCCAUUGGCACUCUUGCACGCCGAAUUUCUCGAGUCUUGGACGCAGAUAAAGGGCACGUUCGAAGCCGCCAAGGCCGUCGUAGACGAUCCUGCGUCGCUGCUGCAUCUUCACAGCGAAGACUUGAAUGCGACACUGAGUCAAGUGAGAAUUGGGUGUGUGCAACUGCAGCACACAAUUACGUCGCACGACGACUCGUUCCUGGCACUGGACGUGUUUCGCGUGAACCAGGCGCGGCAUCGCUUCGCGAGAUGGAAGGUCCCUUCUCACGACCACGGUGCGCUUCACAAGGCACAUGUGCGCGUCGAGGGCCAUCUUCGCAAAGUCCUUGGCGCCGCCGCCUUUCAAAACCAUGCCGACUUGACCGAGAUCCCACCGACACGGACAUUUACCGAGUGGCACGACUCUGUUGUAUCAUUGCUGGCAUCGGUUGCCUCGUACGAAACGUUGCUUGAGAUCGAUGCAAAGAGCACCUGCGUGGACAACACAGGUGCUGCCAAUGUUCGAAGUACUCGCGAGGAUGCUGCAAGUCGCAACCCCGCAGCACCGUUGCAACUCGAGGAUUCCUCAUGUGAUAGCCGCAGUCCCGUGAAAAGGAAGCGGUUAGCCAAUACCCCCCUGACCUUGGCAGAGUUGCGACAGUGUUGGGUGGAUGGCCUUCGGCUGCGUGAAGCCGACGAAGCUGCUGCUGCUCAAGCAGAGAAGGACGCUGUCCGCGCGCAGGCCGUCGAGCGCAUGGCCCUUCGCAGCGCCCAAGAAAAGCACCGCCUCGAUCGAUAUGCAAGAAAACUAUCAAUUUGGGAAGCUGUAGUGGAAGGAUGGCCGGUCGAAAAGAUCAACCAACUGGCGAUCGCCGAGACGAAAACGGCAGCUCAACAUGGCAAUGGCGCGUUUCGGCUGCGUGAUUCGCAAGCAGAGAACGGCCGGACGUUGCUCCAGCUCGCGUGUUGGUCGGGUCAUGUGCACUUGGUGCGGUACUUCGUCGACAAAGGGUCAAACUUGGGUCAAAUCGACUGCGUGAACAAUCGGUUCUCGCUCCUCCAUGACGCCGCGCGAGCUGGGCGCGCGAACGUGGUGCGGGUCUUGCUCGAAUACGGCCUCCCCUGCAACAUCCUCGACAAUUACGGCGACAACCCUGUCCACUGGGCCGCCCGACGAAACCACGUCGAAACGAUUCAAGCGCUGCUGGAUUUACCCCUGAAGGAAAUUCCCACCGCGGCGUCGGCGAUUUCGCCGGUGCACAUUGCACGUUGGCGAAGUGUGUUGGCGGCCAACCACCGUGGCAAGCGCCCCAUCCACCUCACGACGCUCCACCGCGUUCGCACCAUGCUCCUCGACUUCGAACGCGUGGCCGAAACAGGACUCGAGCUGUACAACCGCCAAGGGGCCAGCGAGGCAGCAAUGUUGAGGCGGCGAGACGGACUCGCCCCGUCGACAAUAAAGCGAACCCCCACGAUGACUGGCCGGCCCAGUCGGGAUAUGGAGAGACAGCGGACUCGUGUGGAUGUUGCCGACCCGUCCCCCAGCAGCACGGGGCCGAUGGACCCACUUCCUGCCGUGGACGGACGGCGGCAACGUGAAUUCCGCGUGAAAAAAGCCACGGCGCGCGCCGUCAAGAACUUCGAAAAGGAGGGCCGAAAACGUGCCAACGUCCAGUUAGCGGGCCAAAGGCUCAAGUACACCCUCCAGCACACAAGCAGCGCCUUUUCCAUCGAGACGGACGACAUGGACAUCUUCCUCGAUCAUGUCGCCGAGUAAUCCUUGCGUGUCAAUAUAUGCGGCAUGUGAAACGGU